Molecule: messenger RNA, 7794 nt
Organism: Porites lobata
Lineage: Eukaryota; Metazoa; Cnidaria; Anthozoa; Scleractinia; Poritidae
Source: the annotation of a GenBank genome assembly
AUGGCGGCUUCUCUCCGUGUAUUGGCAAAAGGGAAAUUGUCGACCAUGCAACCUGCUUUGAGAGCGAUAAUCACUAGAACAAGCCCAGUGGUUCUUUCUAGAGGAAUCUCUGUAACAAGUGAGCUAAAUCUUAGAUUCUUGUAGUAAACUGUCUAGUGGGAAAUGAAAGAUAAGGAGUUGAUUCGCCUUGGCCUUGCAAAGCCGGGUGGUCAUAUUGCAUUGCUACGGUAUUGAUCUUUUUUUUUUUUCUAAGAAAGUAAACUGGUGGUACUCUAAGUACAACAAAAUUAAGUUCUUCCGAUAUUUUAAGUUUCAUUGCCGUCCCUUGGCGUAAAAGCGAUCGAUUUAUAAGUUGCCAUGCUUAAAAUAACGGUAAGCCAAAGUACAGUAUUUGUACAUGAAGGAAGUCAUGCGUAACUUCGUGUAGAUUUGUAAGCGGACGUAAUCUGAUAUAGAGUUGGUGAGAUUGCUAUUCUUAAAUUUGUGGCAAGAAAGCGAAAGAAACCUCAAUUUUAAUUUUUAAAAAAGACCAAAAUUGAAAAUGAACAUGAUCUGAAAACGCUCUGCGUUGAAGUUUUAGGUGCAAGUUUUGGUUGAUGCAUAAUUUGCACCUUUCUGUCAUGGGGAAGUUUAGCAACAAUCCUGGACAAAACUACUUGAGAAAAUGUUUUCAUUAAUGCACACUACCUAACGCAACAAAACUGUUUCCAAAUCAACGGCUUUGCGUAAAGAAUACCCCCUCCCCCAAUUCAAAGUUGCUUCCUAGAAAUGCUUAGGGAUCCGGCUUUCUUUAGAAGACCCAACAACAUUGCUUCCAGGGGGAGGGGGGGAGGGAAGAAUCGGUCGGCUACGAAGUUCAGAAAAAAUGCCCGCAAAUAUGCAAUUUUCUCAACAGUUUUGUCCAAGAUUGUAUGUAAGGUGAUUCGCGUUUUUAAGCAAGAAUAUUAAAAUGGACAAAACGAAAACCUACCAAUAAAAAGCACUUUACAGAAGCUGUUUUGAGCACAAAGUUUCACGGCACACCAUCUUCUCAUAGAAAAGUACCACCUCAUAUACGUUUUUUGCUGCACCCUCUUAAAACAGUAAGAUUUUGCAGUAUCCGUAGAACGCGUGCUCAAUGUUACAUGUUUUCAUGUUGUUUAAACCUGGCAGGCUUGGAAAGUCUGGAAAGUGAUUUAUAGUUUUCAGAAGAGUCGGAACAAGACUUGGAUGACGGUUUUCUUAGAAGAAAUGAAGUUCGUAGUGUUUAUUUAGUGGCGUAUAGUGAAGCCAAUAUGGAAACGUAUCCCGACACGUGGAAACCGCUUCUCAGAUCUUAAAAUUGGCUUAACUAUGAGGGUUACAGAAACCUCGUUCGCGACAAGUCGGUUAACUUUUUAUGAUAAUUCCAUGGAUAGAAUAAUAUUACGAUUAACAAAGCAUUGAAACGGUUAACACCAUUUCGUUUUGAAAAGUAAAUGAUCUUCUGAAUUCUUAUGAAACGUCCUUGUUAACCGUUGUUAACCGUUGCUAAUCUUGGUAGCACUUUAAAAAUGCCCUGUUAAUCGUUCCGAAUCUUAGAUAUUGUGGAGAGAAAGAGAUUAGAAGACAACUGUGGCAAUUUUUACUAUCUCUUGCUUUACAAAUGAUGAAUUUAUCUCAUAGUUUCUUCCAGUCAUAUGUAGCUAUAAAUAGCCCUAGGGCAAAACAUGCACUCUUACAGUCACACGAUAGUACAUCUUGUCACGUUACCGCGCGUGACAUUUCUAGAUUUCAUAGUGUGAUUUUUUGCACUGGACAUCGCUACAAUGUCAAAAAGUAAGCUUUCAAAUUGGGAGAGUAAAAAUACAAGUUUUGUUAAUAUUUAAUCCUGUCUCCAUUUGAUGCUGUUAUUAAUGGCAAGCGCUUGUUCAUUGACUUUGAUUGUUUUAUCUAUUUCGGCGAUGGGAAAAUUGUUCAAAGUAUGGGUCACGCGCUCUGAAAAUUCAGCAAAACUUUCAUGUGUUAUUUGUUGGUCGAAUCAUAGCGGUGAAAUUCCGUUUUGUGGCUAAUCUCCUUGACGGAGGCGUCCUUCUCGUCCGCCAAAAAGCGUAAUGUAUGCCUGCUCCUCUGCACUCAAAGCGGCGUAAAAAACCCUGCAUGGAAAAUGAAAUUCACAAGCGUUCACGAUUGGCUACUUGAAUCAAGAAAAGACAGACAAAUUGAUUUUCUUGUCAUCAACUCCUCUGUUGUGACUUAAUUGCCAUUAGUUAUCUACUUCUCUGUGAAAUGUACGAAAUAUAUGAAGAACAGAUUUAUGUCCCCAUGAUAAAUGCUCAAAAUCGACUUUUCGGUCAAAUACAAUCCUGGACAAAACUACUUGAGAAAAUGUUUUCAUUAAUGCACACUACCUAACGCAACAAAACUGUUUCCAAAUCAACGGCUUUGCGUAAAGAAUACCCCCUCCCCCAAUUCAAAGUUGCUUCCUAGAAAUGCUUAGGGAUCCGGCUUUCUUUAGAAGACCCAACAACAUUGCUUCCAGGGGGAGGGGGGGAGGGAAGAAUCGGUCGGCUACGAAGUUCAGAAAAAAUGCCCGCAAAUAUGCAAUUUUCUCAACAGUUUUGUCCAAGAUUGAAGAAGCCGAUCAGAAGCAGAAAGUAUAAACUUUGAUCAAGUUUUCGUGGAUAGGAAAGUUUAUGUUAAUAUUAAAAGGAAGUUUUUUACCUUGAAAGAUAGAACACCUUGAGUACUAGAAAUAUCACUGGAAUAUUUUUGUGCUAUUCAAGGAAAAAGCCAAUCAGGUGUGAAAAACAGCAAUGGUUGUUAGUUUGAGGUUUUGUUGCUUGCUUGAAUGUCCUUAUCUUUGUUGUGAUUGGUUACUUUGCAAUCAACAUUCCUGAAAUAUUAAAGAUGUUCACGGUUUCCUGAGGUUGAAAGUAAUAUUAAUUUAAACUUUAACAAUUAGUAUUUAUAAACUUUGGCCAGACAAGUAGCUCAAUUUGAUUGUCAUGAUCACAAUCAAGUUUCCUUGGAAACAUGUCCCAUGCAAUGUUUUGCUGUUCUCCUUUCAAAAUUGUAUCUCAGUUAUUAAUUUGGCUUGGUAUGUAAGCUUGAUCAGGAAGUUAAACUUUUCCUACUUCUUUUGGUCUUGUGCAUGUACAAUGAUUAAUAUUGGUACUCCUGCAAACUGCAAUAAUGUGCAAUUUACUGCGCUAAUGUUCCUUUAUUACACCUGUAAGAGAAUCAAUAACCUUGCCUUGAAAACAAAGCUGAAAUCUAACUUGUAAACGCUGAAAGAGUCCUUGGUCACCUACAGGAAUUUUCUGCUUAUGGGAAUGUAAAAAUAGACAGUUUGUGUGACAGUUGAAACAGGGUUUUGUGAAGGUGGCCAUAAGUAGAGCUGUUUGCUUAUGAAAUCAUCCAUUUAGAGAGCUUCCAGAACUGUAAAGAUGUUCAGGUAAAUUUCAUCAAAUCCUACUCGUUGGAGGCCUUCACUGUUCCUUGAUAACAUGGAACUUAUCUAGUCAUGACUUAUCUACAAAAAUCAAAGGGUACAUAUAUCUUCUCAAAGGGCAACUUCAACAUUCCUAGUGCCUGCAAAUAGCAGGAAAAUCUACCAGCAAUAUGUAUAUGCAUCUAUCUAUAAUAAAGCAGUGUUUGUGCCACAUAUAACAGGUACCAGACUUGGUCGUAUUCCCACUGAUGCAGAGCAAGCCACUGGUUUGGAGAGAAAGGAGUAUGAGGCUAUGGCAGCUGGGAUUGAGGUAAAAUAGUACUAAAUCAAAGUGAAUUAAUUAGUCUAAUUCAUCAGUAGAUUGAAAAUCAUAGAGCGUGAUCUUAAAAAAGGGGGUCACAGCAAAAGUGCUGCUUAUCUUGAGUCAUACUGGAAUGCUUUUCCUUUUGUUGAGUUAGUUAGCCUGAAUUAACCCAUUCACUCCUGGGACUUUUACGUGCGACAACCCCCCAAUUCCCUGGCAAUUUUCGGUAGAAAAUAAGCGUACGCGAGCGCCUAGAAUAAACCAUAUGUGCAGUAAAACCAGAGAUAAACUCUGGCUUUCAAACAAACUUUUUCUUUUAGAUGAGUUAAUGGGCAGCCAGGGGAAAAAGCUGUGGAAAGAGGCGAAAACAAUGAAUUUCAACAAAAUUUCUUCGCCGCGCGAUAAUUGCACUGAUAAAUCAACGGUGAAACGGGGAACAAAAACGCUCUUAAAGGAAUAAACACAGUUGAUAAAACAUGAACAACACUGUAAAGUCAUUUUACUGAAAGUUGUUUCGUUAAGUUCUCUUUCAGAUCAGUCCAGUUCAGAAGCACCGUAGAAAAAUGUAGUGAAACUUCGGUGAUGAUCACUUCACCAAAAGCGAUCUGAAGAGUUCCCUCAUCAUCAAGCAUGGGAAAGUUUAAUAAAACAAGGGAAUGCUGGACUUCAGCUUCCCACUCUUUCAUAUAUUUUUCGAUUCUUGAAUUUCAACAAUAAAAUAAAUGAUCACAUUCGCCAGAGAAGGUGGCAAAGCCGCAAUCUUUCAGGGAAGCAUAUUUGAUAUCCUGAACUGAAGUGCCUCCCUGAUCAUGUCGAUCAACAAAGUAAAGCACAAAAAAGUUAAAUGCCAAACUUGCUUUAUUAAUGCUUUAUCUACCAAUGCACAGAUCGAUAGGUGUUAAUCGUUAUACACAAAGAAAAUAAGCACACAAAAAGCAUCAUUUGGCAACUGUAAAUAAUUGAAUAAAAAGACGGUUACCGUUUAUUCUCCGUGAGCUUCCACGCGAUGUGAAGUAAAUUUUAUUCAUGGGGAUUGUCAAUCCAAAUCGAUCGUUGCACAUAAUCCGUUUCCUUGUUCAAACUUUUAACUCCACAAAAGCAUCACCUCCAGCAGUUCAAGAAACAGUUACAUUUAAAACAUUCGCUGCUAGGAACACGGUACUUGGAUGCAAGUAAAUGAAAUGAACAAGGUAAGUUUUCAUCGAUAGUCCAUGCGGUUUGUUUGCCUACGAAGCGCUCAGCAAUUUGAGGGCUAGGAUUGUCUUUUUCAGUCUUAAGAUCAUUUAACUCUCAAUCAGAAGGUUUUUCACAAGGUCUGUUCAACAACCCGAAGUGAUCAAGAGUGGAAUUAUCUCUAUAUUCACUCAAACGUGAUGCGAACUUUGAUUUGAAAUCGACACGGGCGGCCAUUACUCUCACGAAUUUCUUUUACUCGUGCUCUUCGAAAAACCAGUCCCUGUGGUGCUUCUCAUCAUCUGUCAAAAAAUGUGCAAAAGAUGGCAAAUGAUUGGUUUAUUAUCCAUCAAUCACUCUGUGAAAACAAAAGACAAAAAAACACCUGGGAGGAGAGGGGAAUGGACUGAAUCCAGCAGCCAUUUUUACGGGCAGUUACAGGCGGUUCAGGGAAUUCGGCGGUUGUCGUACACGGGCGGUUAUGGGCAGUUCACUGGCGAAUGGGUUAAUUAACUGUGUUUUCUUUGUUUUUAACUGUCAUUUAUGUCUUCCAACUUGUUCACCACUGCUUUAGUGUAGGUUGUGGCUUCAAAACUGUUGACAGUUAGUAAUUAUUUAACUAAGUCAAUAACCAUGUUGUUAAUAAUUUAUUGUAGGAUCCUUUCAACAUGAAGCCACAACGAGGUCCUCCAGGAACCAAAGACAACCCUACAGUAGUUCUGUCUAUAUAUGAUGAGAGAAUCAUCGGAUGUGUCUGUAAGUGUCCAUAAUUGGAAUAUUAAGUACAAAUUAAACUGAGUCUUCAAUUUUUACUCUUGAAAGUGGCACUUCCAGGGUAUCAUAAUUUAUUGUGCUAAGCAACGGUUGCCUCUUUGGCACUGACACCAUGUUGUUUAGUCAGUUUACACACAAGACUGGUAACUAGACUUGAAAUGUCCCAGGCGUUUCACCAUGUUCACAAAGUUCAAACUUGAAUCCUGUUAAAAUAUGCAUUCAGUGCCACUCUAAACUGGGAAAAGGAUGCUUCUCAAAUUUAUUUGAUGGUGCUUUAUAUUUUCAUUAGUACUUAUGGUAGGAGAUGAGGGUAGCCACCGAAAGAUGGCUAACUAGCUGGCAGUUUUGACUGUUACUGGCCUUUAUUAAUAGCCCUGUAAGUGUCCAUCCAAAAUGUCAAGACUUGUUAGCUGCUUAUAAGAGCCAGACACAUGAGUUCUCUGUCAUUAACAGGUCUGACAUGUUUACAGGGCUGUUUUAAGGGGCGUGGGAUGAGGAUUUCUGCCGGCUACUAGAAAUGUGGCCCUGGCUACUUUUGUAGGAAAGCAGAAGAAAAAUAGGCCUUCUGCAUUAGUUGAUCACGCGAUCAAUUUUCAGUAAACACAAAAACAGUUCACUUUUGAAAAAUUUGCUGGCACAGCCUGAAAGAGCAUGUUAAAAUUAGGUAACCUGUAAAUUUUCAGCCAUAUAUCUCAAAAGUAGUGAUUGCAACGGCUGCUGAAAAUUAGAAGGAUUUGUAUGAGGAAAACAACUAUUGCCACCCAGUCACGCUUGAGUGGUUUUCCAUACAACUCCCUGUAAAUUCUGAAAUUUUUAAACUGUUGUUAAAUCUUUUUCUUGUGCAUUUAAGGGUUCAAAGCGCCUGUUACGAAUUUUAAAGGAGAUUUGAGCCCCGUGAUGCUUAAGGAAACAUUUCAUGACAAGGACAGGCAAAAAACUUUCACUCUUCUGCUGAUCUGAGACGAGUAGAUUUUGGCCUCGGACAACUGAAACUCAUAAAGCACUCAUCCAACCAGACAAAAAUUUAUUGUGAGUCAAUAGCUUGCACAGAAUAAAGUACUGAAAAGUAACUUGAAUUGUCACAGCACUGCUCGAUUCAAAUCUUGGGGCCAGCUGGCCCUCAUGGUUUUAUUUUUGCUCGCCAGAACAAAGAAAGAAAAGAAUCGUAUGCUAAUCUGAUUUAUAUUUGCUCCAUUUCAUAUUGUGGGUCUCCAACUUCUUGUCAGACGUAGCAAUCGUUGUUUCGAUUAAGCAGCAUGCAAAGAAAGUAGUGUCCGAUAGCCCAAGGCUAGUGGAUUUUGCUGUCGGGCUUCUAAAUUCUGUUCUUAACUUGCCCGAAUGGGCAACUGCAAGUGAGGUUUUUCGGGGAAUUCAAAUUAUAGAAGAAUUGUAAUGAAUCCUGCUCAUCAAAAAAUUUUGGGCAGGUUGAAAUGAUUUUUGGGCUAGUACAUGUUAGCUACAGCUUGCAAGCUGUGAAACUGACUUUCUUUGCACCCUGGAUUAAGAAAACUGUGUUAAUUUUGGAAUUAAGAACUCUACUUCACGGUGAAUAUUUGUUCUGUCUACAAACUGUUACCAUUGUUUGAAAAGUGUUCCCCAGAAAUGGUUGAAGUCCCUUACAAGAGGUGGACAUCCACAAGAGCACUUUGACUGGGAGAGCCAAUGAAAAGUUGUGGAUUUUCUUCGUCAUUGCCCAUCAUGGCCACAACUUAGCCACAUAAUCAACCAGAAAUGUCAUAAUUAAUUGAUUAAAAUAUAACAAAUGUGAAUGCUACAUGAAGGUACAAUGUACAUGCUGUGUAUGUUUUGAUGAUAGGUGAACCAGAUGCAACUUCUAUUGCUUGGAGGAAGUUGAAGUUGAAUGAGCUGACACGUUGUGCUGAGUGUGGUGCCUUUUAUAUACUGAAGAAAGGAAAUCCUAUCAACAUUCCUCUUGAUGAACCGGAACACCAUUAACAACACAAGGCGCAUAAAAAAGUCUUGGAAUUGUAACAAGAACAAUUAGUAUGGUGUGUUUACGGAUUACUUUGUAAUAUUUUUGGCUUGUUUUGUGAUUUACCCAGUGAAACAAUGUAUUCAUGUAAGCUGUUAAAAGAGUUCUUGACUGCCAUUAAAUUUAAUUUUUCAACUU